Messenger RNA from Prunus armeniaca (apricot), 276 nucleotides. NCBI's taxonomy places the organism in Eukaryota, Viridiplantae, Streptophyta, Magnoliopsida, Rosales, Rosaceae. The record is from the annotation of a GenBank genome assembly.
AUGAGUGAUACAAACAUAGAGGCAGAGAAAAAGGCCACGGUGAAAGACCCUUUGAGACGACUAUAUGAUUUUUGGGCCGAAAGAGCGGCCGAGCAUAGGUCCACCGCUAACUUAUUGGAAUUUCUUCACGAAGGUCUGGAAGAUGAUGCACUUGAGAGCCAGAACUUCGUUAGGUCUAAUAGAGCCAGAACUUCGGGCCAAGAUGGAGGAGCUUUUGAGACAAUUCAAGGAUUGCUUCGCUUGGGAACACACCGAGAUGCUCGAAUUGAGUCGUGA